GUUUAAAAUCCUUCAACUGUGAUGCUACCUCUGACAUAUCUUGACGAAAGAAGUCCGUAUAUUUUUAGAAUCCUAAUUCCUGGAACUGUUUUUGUCCGACUACCUUACAUGCAACCAGGCUAUAUAGCCUUGAGCCGAUGAACACAUAACAAAAAUAUAUCAAACGCAAUUGGUACAAAUAGGAAUAAAGUAUUGUCAUUACUCGGCAUCCUUUGUUUGUCUUCCAAAACAUAGAUUGGAACCCUCUGAAAUUUUUGAGUUAAUUUGAAUCAAUAUUAUCCUCAAGCGUGUCUGCUUGACAAUCUAAAACCUCGGGGACGAUCGUAAUCGAAAGUAUGAUUUGCAGAAAACGCUUAAGUUGCUUAAUUGUACACAGCUUAAUUAUAUUCCAUUUUUCUUUUUCUUCAACUGUUCCAUGAUCUAUCCGUUUUUUUUUGUUUGUUGUUGUUUGGUGGUAUUCAUAAAUACUAAUUCCCAGUCUUAAAAAAUGUAUAGUUUACUGCAUAGAUAAUGCAUUAUGCCAGCCGAAAGGAACUAAAACUGCAGGAAAUUCCAUUCACACCAAUCGGUUUUUACUAUAAAUAGUGAACUGUACUUUAAAACUAGAUAUUUUAUUAAAUUUUAAAUUUUGAAAACACCGACAAUUAGACAAAAAUCUCAGUAAUCAUUGAGAAUUACCGUGUAUCUUUGUAUCAGUCUUUGGUGAUUUCUGCAGUCGAGAAGACAUUCAUUAGUCCAAAACGAACAGCAGCCCGACCUAUAUAGAAAUGACGGAUAUUUUUAUUUGAAUACUAGUAGUUGAAUAGCGUCAUAAAACUUUUGAUUACGAUUGUCGUUCUCAAGACUCAGAACUUAACCAAUCAAAAUACUUUAUCAUGUGUUUCGAGCACAAACUGUGUAUUCCGGGUACUGAGUAAAGUUUAAUGAGGUCGACAUGCUUAUGGAAUCAACUGUAUAUUUGAUUUCAAUUAAGUUUUUUUUUCAAAUCUUGUACAUUAAAUUCUUCAAACUACGUACAUAAAUUUUAAUUGACAUCUAAACCUAAUUGAUCAGCAUUUCUGUGUGCAUCUUGCCUUCUUGAUUUCUGUAAGUGUGAUACUUGGCAAGCUCAAAUAUUUUUCUACUUUUCUCUUUUUGCAAGUCUUUCAAAUGAAGGUCAAAUGAAGGUCAAAUGAUGCCAGUCAUUAUCGCAAUCUGAAUUAUCAGUAGUAUACUAAGUGUGUAAAUUUUUGAUGUUAUAAAUAUAUUUGUAUAAGCAUGCCCUCCGUGGAUUUUUAUUAUAUACUCGCUUCAAAGGAAGAGAUAUUUUGGUUUUCAUCCGUGCGUCUGUAAUAUAAAGUAAUGUCCCCCAUGAACUAUUGUCUGUUGGGCAAAAUUUCAUAUAAAAUAUUGUCCGCGGACACUACUUCAUAUUGAUUUACUGUCCAGGACAAUAUUUCAAUAUGAAAUAGUGUCCUUGUCCAUGAAAUUUUGUCACCUACUUCUGAACAAUAUUUAACUAUGGAAUACUGUCUCUGAUAACAUUUCACUGUGAAAUUCUGUACAUGACAAUAUUUCAGUGUGAAAUUAUGUCCAUGAAAAUGUUUCUUCUAUUAAUGUCUUCCCUGAGAAAUCCUCUGCCAUGAAAUUGUGAGCAUCUAGUAAUGUCUUCCUUGAGAAAUCCUCUGCCAUGAAAUUGUGAGCAUUUCUGAAAUUUUUAAAAAUAUUUUUCAUAAAACAGUAUGUGUAUAUCCAUAAAUUGUGGAGAUUUGUUUGUUAUUAUCAAUCAAUAGAACACUUUAAUGAUACCAUUAUCCAAAAUAUUAAAUGUCUAUAACCUCACUUUCAUGAGACAAAAUUGCAUGGCAAUCCAUCUAUGAAAUAUUGUCUCAAUACACAAUAUAUAACCUUGGAUAACCUCCCUUUAACAAGAAAAAAAUUCAUACUAUCCACCUAUGAAACAUUGUCUGUAUAUGGACUAAAUUUCAUAUGGAAAUUUGUCCUUUUCGGACAUUAUUUCAUAGUUGGAGACAAUAUUUCUUAGGACAAUAUUUUGCUAAACACAUGUACCUUUUGUGUUGAAAUAUACUAUAUUUCUAUGCCCCCGCCGUAGGCGACGGGGGCAUUAGGUGUUACCCUUCCGCCAUCCCAUUUUCGUUUUCGCACUCUAACUUUAGUUUGCCUCGUGUAAAUUUUAUGAAACUCAUGCACAAUGCUAAGAACCGAAAGUUGCAUGCAGAGUUCGAUUUUGGGCAGCGAGUCACUUACUGUUCUAGCGUUAUGCCCCUUUAUAUAAACUUGGAAAAUUGCAAUUAUUUUCGUUUCCACACUCUAACUUAAGUUUAACUCAUCCAAAUUUUAUAAAACUCAUACACAAGGCUAAGAACCAUAACACGUAGACAGAGGUCGAAUUUGGGUUGUAAGUCAUUUACCGUUCUAGAGUUAGGCCCCCCUUUAACGUGGAAAAUUGCAAAGCUUGAACGUAGGCAUUUGUGUCCUCAGACAAAUUAUUCUUUUCAUUUAAUGUUAUGUUUUCUUUGCUUUUCACAAAUUUUCAACUAAUUGUACAUGAUCAUAUUUGCAUUCAAAAGAGAGAAAAAACGAUCUCCAAUUAGUUUAUCUAUUUUAAGAGUCACGAUUCAAUAAACCUUCAAUGGUCUUUUAGCCGGAUAAACUACCAUUGACCCAUAAAAUGACAUAACUGUAGUGAUUUUAAUAACUUUGUUUUUAAAAGUGGAGACACAAAAGUAUUGUUCAGUUAGAAAUCAUGGGCUUAUUGAUAUCAUUUAUAAUACUCUUCUCUCUUGUUCUUUGGACUAACGCAGGUGGUGUUAAAAAGGUACUGGUGUUUGGUGGAAAUGGUCUUAUUGGUGCAGCCAGCGUAAAUAAAAUGCUAGAAAAUGGACACGAUUUGACUUUGGUUACCAGAGGAAACUGGUACUGGGACACUGACGAUACUAUCAAGCCACGGAUAAAGCAUUUGAAAUGUGAUCGAAUGAAAAGUUUGAUGGAUUGCUGGAGUGCAGAACAGUAUGAUUUUUAUGAUGCAAUUGUAGAUUUCAGUGGUUUUGAUCCGUAUAUGAUCAAGGAUACAUUGAAACUUCUGCAAGGACGAGUAGGGCGUUAUAUCUACAUCAGUUCUGACUCUGUAUACGAGGUCUGCACGAAAAACCAUACUCGGCCAACGAUAGAGACCGAUUCUGUACGACCGGGUCAUAUACCAGAGCAGGAGAUUUUGAACAAGAAAGAUGAUUACGGACAUCGGAAAUUUUCAGGGGAAGAGGUUUUGGUAGAACAGAGAAAGCAAGGUGGGAUGCCAUACUUCUUCAUCAGAUUGCCGGAUGUUAUUGGAUCACGUGAUAACACGUACCGUUGGUGGAUAUACCAGGCUUGGUUGCGAUUAUCACCAUACUUAGAAACAGAAAUAUCUAUUCCGAAAAAUCUUGUUAACUUUCCGAUGAGCUUCGUUUAUGUUGAAGACGUUGCAAAAAUUGUAUCACAAAGUUUGAAUUAUGACAAAGACCUUUUAGACGAAGCAUACAACUUUGCUUUUGAUGAGACGCCAACGCUGCCAGAAGUUCUUGAAAUGAUGAAAAAAUAUAUGGAAAAGCAAGAUAUUGAUAUUCAAGUGUCUGACAAUGAAGAUGUUGUUCACUUAUUUCCGUCCGUGACAAGAGGUCCAAUAUGCUGUGAAAAAGCAAAGCAUAAACUUGGUUUUAAACCCACGUCUUUCGGACAGGCUGCAAAGGAAACGGUUGAUUUUUAUGAACAAGCAAUGUUAAGUAACAAAUUUGAAAGAGAACGGUUAAGUGUAUUAACAACGUUGGAAACAUUUUCACCUAAUAAUCCUAGAAACGUUUAUAUAGGACUCCGAAAAGAAUAUGGUUUAAAUAUAAAAAGUAGAGAAGAACUGUAGUAUCGGAUCCAGUUGAUAUCCUUGUUCAUUCGAGCGUCACUGAUGACUACUUUGCAAAAACGAAACACUCGUCUGGAGUACAAAAUGUUACAUUGAAAAAGGAUUAAAGUCGAGAAUGAUGUAAUAUAUCUUUUUUAUAAAACAUAACUACUUUA
Messenger RNA from Mytilus californianus (California mussel), 4050 nucleotides. RefSeq lists its product as uncharacterized. Gene Ontology annotation, molecular function: UDP-glucose 4-epimerase activity. The transcript is spliced from 2 exons. Bases 2747 to 3895 code for a protein of 382 amino acids. Gene Ontology annotation, cellular component: cytosol. The record is from RefSeq and is a predicted model, not a curated record. Gene Ontology annotation, biological process: beta-D-galactose catabolic process via UDP-galactose, Leloir pathway. NCBI's taxonomy places the organism in Eukaryota, Metazoa, Mollusca, Bivalvia, Mytilida, Mytilidae.